GGAGCUGUAGCUGGCAUGCCAGCCACACCACAGGGAGACUUGAUGAAGGGGCUUACCACAAGUAAGUGUUUUUGGGACAUCCAGGCAGCCAUCCAGAAGAGGGUCUCCCAAGUCACCGAACUUCAGGAGGAGAUCAAGGACCAAGAACAGAGUAAUCUGCAAUUAACUCAGCAGCUCACAGCCUCAGAAACCAAGCUGCAACACAUCCACCAGGCGUGGGACCUCAAGCAGGACAGCCUCAACAAAGAGAUCAAGGAGCAGAAACAGGUUCUCGAGGACCUGGAGCGCAACCAGACGGAGCAGGACAUUGUGUGCAAGGAAGUGAGUGAUGACGUGGCUGACCUGGACGGGCAGAUCAGACAGUCCAUGGAGGAGAUCCGGAACACCAACAUCAUGAUAAAGAACAACUACAAGCUUAUCCUCGAUGCUAUGGAGGAAGGCAACGUUGAGCUGAUGUCUGCCCUCACUGAGGCCACCAAGUGUGUGGAGGAGUUUAGGUCUGCAGAGUGACUCCAGUCCUCAGGCGGGCCAAGGCUUCAGAGGAUACCAGGCUGAGGAUCAAUGGGGAUUCAGUUCUUACUUCCGGACUUUAUAUUUUCUAAGGCUUAUGGAUUUACGCCUUUAUAUUUCCUAAGGCUUACGGUUAUACUAUAGUGUUACGUAGUGUUGUCGGGAGCAUUUAUUGGUGCAGCAGUUACUUGCAUCCUGAGUGUUGCAGGGUGUGGCUGUUACUCUGCACUCGUGUACCCAGGCAGGUUUUUAC
Molecule: messenger RNA, 763 nt
Organism: Eriocheir sinensis (Chinese mitten crab)
Lineage: Eukaryota; Metazoa; Arthropoda; Malacostraca; Decapoda; Varunidae
Exons: 4
Coding region: 16-510 (164 amino acids)
Source: RefSeq, a predicted model, not a curated record